UGUAGGAGCCCACAAAGGUUCCUGAAUCCUGCUUCUUCUUCUUCUUCUUCUUGCAUUUUUUUUCUCUGACAUCACGGCUAGUUGCAACAGAGCACAGAACACCAUCCGUUUCUUGAAAUGACCAAGAAGUCGGCACUCGUCACGAGUUACUGAGGCAUGUGACAUGUGAAGCCUGCUGAAGGAGGGUUUCGCACAGGUUACACCCUCAGCAACAGCUCUCACAGGUAAACACGAGCCGGAUGAGUCGAGGCUUGCUGAAGAGCAUGAAAAACAAGACGCCGUUCGUCUGCUUCUAAACAGCGUCCUGAUCGAGCAGAGGGAAUGAUCGAGCCUGAUGAGAGCCUCCACGGAGCAGGAGCCUUGGUCUAAAUGGGUCCGGUCAUGCCUCCCAGUAAGAAGCCGGAAGCUUCCGGGGUGAGCGUGGCGAGCGGCUUGAGCCAGCUGUACCAGGUGGGCUCGAUCACUCGGGCGCUGUGUGAAGAUGAUGAACUGGAGCUGGCGCUGCCCGUGCCGGCCAUCAAGCUAGAGAAGUCGGGCGCCGAGGACGAGGAGCUAACCAACCUCAACUGGCUACACGAGAGCAAGAACCUACUGACGAGUUUUGGCGACCCCGUGCUGAGGAGCGUGAGCCCCGUGCAGGAGCCUGAUGACGAUCCGCCUCCCUCCCCGGCCACCUCCGACCUCGCCUACGAUGCCAAGCACAACCCCAACUGCAAGCCACCGUACUCCUUCAGCUGCCUCAUCUUCAUGGCCAUCGAGGACGCGCCCUCCAAGAGGCUGCCCGUCAAAGACAUUUACAACUGGAUCCUCGAGCACUUCCCCUACUUCGCCAACGCCCCAACCGGGUGGAAGAACUCCGUCAGGCACAACCUCUCACUCAAUAAGUGUUUUAAGAAAGUGGACAAAGACAGGAGUCAGAGUAUCGGAAAGGGUUCCCUGUGGUGCAUAGACCCGGAAUACAGACACAAUCUCAUCCAGGCGCUGAAGAAGACGCCUUAUCAUCCCUACUCCCAAGUGUUCACCACGCCUCCCACCUCUCCUCAGGCAUAUCAAAGCCUGUCCAGUCCUCCAAUUUGGCCGGGGAAUCACUUCUACAGAAAAAAUAAAGGAGUCCUCCUACCAGUCCCUCAGGGAGUGAUCCGGAACGGAGCUUGUAUGAUGAGCCCGGGCCUCUUCCCAGGAAUUCGACCUCUUCCCAUCAAUCCUAUUGGCAGCAGAGCAGCUGCCGUCAGGUCAGUCCUGGCUGGCUGCAGGAUUCGCAGCGAAAGUGAGCCGUCCUGCGACUCUCCUCUGGUCAGCAGCGACCCCAAGGAAGACCACAACUACAGCUUCGGCAAAUCUUCCAACUCGACACCCGGAGAGAAAACGCAGCUCGACUGCAGCGCGUCCGAGUUCCACGGUCACGACACCACCAGCGACACGGACGACGACGACAGGGCCAAGAUCAAGAAGGAGCCCAAAGAGUGGGCGGUGGACGCUCUGGCCCUGGCACAGCACAACAAGUGGCACCAUUUGACAAAGGUCAAACAGAGAGUGGCCAGUGACAUGCUGCCGUUAAAAAAGAGGCGCACGGAGAAGCCUCCAGAAAGCGAUGAUGAGGAGAUGAAGGAGGCGGCGGGUUCUCUGCUCCACCUGGCUGGCGUCAGAGCCUGUUUGAACAAUAUCACCAACCGGACGGCCAAGGGCCAGAAAGAGCAAAAAGAGUCCAUGAAAAAUAACUAAACUGUGUUAUGAGGAAGAGGGGGAAAAAAAGAAACAUCACUUUUAAUAGAAUUUACUAUUUUUUUCCAGGACAUCAGGUGAAUUCUACUGAUUUGUGGCAAUAUCAACAAUUAACUUUGUUUUCCUAUCUUUAUAGGUGAAGUUAUUGAGGGUUCUUUAUUUUUUAUUGUUUUUAUUUCUGUUUUUUUAAAGGAGAUUAAAGCCAUAGCAAAAAAAAAAAAUCAGCUGAUUUACUAAUGGGUUUUAUUUGGCUGAUAUUAACAUUAAAUAAGAAGAAAAUUCCACACGCACUUAGAUGAGAGAACACAGCGCUGUCGAGAAGCAAAGCGUCCCGUGGGCAGGUACAUGCCCUGUGUCCGAAAUCGCUCCCUGCUCACUAUAUAGUGAGGACGCUAUUUUGUAGUGGUGUCCGAAACCUUAGUGAGGAUUAUUUACAUCCUAUAUAGUGCACUCAAAGUAUCCCACAAUGCAUCACGAAAAGUAAUGGGCAACCGAUGGUCACUAACCAAAGCAAUAUAUCCCAUCAUGCAUUGCGGUCACGCCGAAAGAAAUCAAAUUAAAAGUCUCAAAUUUGAUUUAAUAAAAGGCAGCGGCAAAGAAGAAAGUAUUCAGCCUUGAUUAAAAAAAAACUGAAAGAUGCAGGUACUUUGUAUUGAUUAAUGUGGGAAAUACUCUCAAUAUAAUAUGGAUUUAUCACAAAAAUACAUGCAUGUGUUUAUUAUUUUAAAAACCUGCCAGCUGACUGAUCUGGCACAUUUUAAUUGUGCGACAGUAAUGACGUAAAUACCAUACCAGCAUGACGGAGUAGUGUCCAAAAGCGUUUUUUUUUUUUUUUACCAAUGAGCUCACUAAAUAGUCCUCUAUAUGGUAAUUCCCUGUACACAGAAUAGAGAGUAGUGAACGAGUGAGCGAUUUCGGACACAGGGAUGGAGCAGGUCAGCAGGAGUAGAGAGUGUCUAGGAGUUAUGUAAGCUAUAGCUCUAGUACACUAGGAGUAGUGUACACUUCUCUUAGUCACAUGGAGUGAGUGCACUUCCUUCCCAGAGCGCUAAUCCGAUCCGACAUCAUGGGCGUGUGCUCCUAGAUUAUUGUAGCUGCUGAAAGUCAGCCGUUCCCCGUCCCCCCGUCGUUAAUCUGUGAAAUAAAUCCGAAGCCAUAAGCUUUUGUGCUUUUUGGAGGCAAAUAUACACUAGAUGUAUGAAUACGUACCAAGAAAUUGUUCUCACUGCCCAUGUUCUUCCCUUAAGCAAUCGAAAUGAGUGUUAUGACUCAAAUAAAGUCAAGUGGCAUAGUGAUAUUCCUUAUAUCUUUACCGAACAAUAAAAUAAUAAUCCCAGAAAUGAGGCUACUAAACCUGCCAAUUGUAAUUUAGUGAUCAAAAUAAUGAAAUGACUGUGGAAAUGUUUUGUGGGAUUUUUUUUUUAUUAUUAUUAUUUGGUUUCAUUUUUUUAAAACUCCUGUUUCUGUUUUAAUUUUGUAUAAAUUCUUUCUUAUCUUUUCAUUUUUUUAAUCCUCAUGAUGUAAGAAGCAAUUUCAUCCAGUCAGGAUAACACUGUAUAAAAUGUUACACUAGACCUUUUUUUGGUUGAUUUGUUUGGUUUGGUUUUUUUUCUUUCUUUUCCUUUCUUAAUUUAAGCAAUGUAGCCAGCAGGAUUUUUUUUUUCUCUCCAAAAUCGUGUUGCAUGGGUUCUUGUAAAGAAGAUGAAGAUCUUUUUUUUAUUAAAAAAAAAAGUUGUAAGGUAAAUAAUGUAUUUAGCAUGAAGCAUGAAUUAUUUUCAUAUAAAUAUAGAUCCUAGAGAACAAAAAGGCACCGCCUCUAAUCUAAUUUCUAUGCCCAUAGGCCUACAGUCACUUUUGUUUUUGGUUUUUUUUUUUUUGUUUGUUUGUUUCGUUUUGUUUGUUUGGCUUGUUUUUUUUUGUUUGUUUGUUUUGUCUUGAUUUGUCCUCAUCGUACAAAAGCAGGCAUUUUACAGAAUAACCUUCUUCAGGGACAAACGCUGACUGUUGGGCAACACUCUGUGCAAUAUGGGGACUUCACCUUCUUUCCGAGUGUAGGGCUGUCAGCCCCCCUCUCCACUCUCUCCAUCAGUUCAGCUCCGGUGUGUGUGUGUGUGUGUGUGUGUGUGUGUGUGUGUGUGUGUGUGUGUGUGUGUGUGUGUGUGUGUUUGUGGGGGUGAGCAAGCGUUCAGCGUUGUUGCUUAGCGCUCAGCUCUGUAAGGACAAGUUGGUAGUGAGUGUCUGUUCCUUUUCUUCCAUUUUUUUUGAGGGGGGGUCUUCCAUUUACACAGCACAGCUAAUACACACUCUUCCCUCUACGUAGCACUGUUCAGUAUUAAAUAUCUACACACACACACACACACACUAAUCCCAGAGCAUGUUGUUCGCUACUGCAUAUUGUAUCCAAUUCCAUCCGAUUGCACUUUUAUCAAUUAAAGGUGACACACCUAGCUUUUAACACAAGUCUGAUUUUUAAAGUUCAGUGCCAAAGCCGGUAAGUUUAUACACAGCAACGUGGCCAACACACACACACACACACACACACACACACACACACACACACACACACACUUUGAUAAUACUACAUGAAAAACUUGUAGCAUUUUUGUCGUCAUGUAUAAUAUAAAUACUACAUCAUAAUCAUAUCCGACGCUAUCACAUUACACAUUAUUGGCUGUAAAUUGCUCAUCGAGGUGUUUUUAUAUCAUCCAUAUCAUACACACUUUAUCCUCAUCAUAGUGAAUCCAAAUGUUUAUGAUCUUGUCGACCUUGAGCAUUUGUGACGUGUCCUGUUAGCAUGCCUGUUCUGAUCAUGCACGUAUACGGACUUCAUGUGUGCAUCGUUCUCAUCGUCGUUGUCAUCUUCAUCGCUUCUGAGAACUGAAUUCUCCAUCCUCACACUGCGGAAAAAAGAAAAUGGAGGAAAACCAGCAUUAGAAAAUCCAUUCUUGUUGAGAAAAAAAAAGGGAACACUCACUACGUAACUUUUCCUUUUUACGAAUCUCUUCCGAAGGAAAAGGCCGCGAGAGGAUGAAGUGGCGAGUGGAGGCGCAUGAGAAAUCUCAACCCAAGCCAGGCAAAUAACAGUUAAUAACAGUCUUCUCCUUGUGUUUCCUUGUGUAUUUUUGUCAUUGUUUAUUAUUAUUAUUAUUAUUAUUAUUAUUAUUAUUAUUAUUAUUAUUAUUCAAAGCUUAACAUUGUUAGUUGACAAUUUAAAAAAAAGACUUGCCAAGUGUUUUCUUUUAUGUUUGUUUGUUUGUUUGUUUGUUUUCCGAGCAAGUAGAACCGAGUCUCAUUUGGUUCAUUCUGAAUUUUCGAGGUCUGAUGGCAUGUGCACCCUGAUAAAGUGUCGAUAUGGAGGCGUUCUUGCACUCUGUAUUUCCUCGUUGUGUAAUCAUAUUGCCAAAGACAAUUUCAUCAAUAUGUAAAUAUCACUUUGUCCAUCACGAUGAAAAAAAAAAGAUUCCUUUUUUAUUUUAUUUUGCGUUCGUUCGUUAUUCCGACCUGCCAUCACGUUUCUGUGCUGUAUUGUCUUCCAGUUGCAAUAAAGAAAAAAAAAAGAGUUGCAAAGGCGAA
This is a messenger RNA of Neoarius graeffei (lesser salmon catfish), 5295 nucleotides long. RefSeq names its product forkhead box N3 (gene foxn3). Lineage: Eukaryota; Metazoa; Chordata; Actinopteri; Siluriformes; Ariidae. Gene Ontology annotation, biological process: regulation of DNA-templated transcription. Gene Ontology annotation, molecular function: DNA-binding transcription factor activity; cis-regulatory region sequence-specific DNA binding. Bases 370 to 1722 code for a protein of 450 amino acids. The transcript has 6 exons. The record is from RefSeq and is a predicted model, not a curated record. Gene Ontology annotation, cellular component: nucleus.